CCCGGGCAGACGGCGUGUGGCGGGUACAGCGGCUGGGGCGGCACGAGUAGCGGCUGGAUGACGCGGGGCGGAGCACGGCGGAUAGCGGCCCUGGGCCUGGCGCUGCGGCUACUGCUCAGCCUCGGGCUGGGCCUGGAGGCCGCCCCGAACCCAGCCCGAACCGGGACCUCGGCCCGGGCUCCAGGCCCCAGUGCAGGCUCGUGCCAGCCCACCCACUUCCAGUGCCGCAGCAGUGGCUUCUGUGUGCCCCUCACCUGGCGUUGCGAUGGCGACUGGGACUGCUCAGAUGGUAGUGACGAGGAGGAGUGCAGGAUCGAGCCGUGUACCCAGAAUGGGCAGUGCCCUCCACCCCCUGGCCUCCCCUGCUCCUGCGAUAACAUCAGUGGUUGCUCUGGUGACACCGACAAGCACCUUCAGAACUGCAGUGGCCAGCCCUGCCCCGCAGACCAUCUGCACUGCGCACAGGAGGACACCUGCAUCCCACACACGUGGCGCUGUGAUGGCCACUCAGACUGCAUGGACUCCAGCGAUGAGCUUGGCUGCAAAACCAACAAGACUUUCCAGGGAGGGAGUGCCAUAACCAUGAUGACCCCUGGGACCCUGGAGAUUGUCACUUCUCUCAGGAAUGCCACAGACGACUCUGCUGGGCACCAGUACAGAAGCCCAGGUGUCCACGGGGCCGUUGUUGCUGCUGGUGAGAUUCUCAGCCUCCCUGCCCCUGGGCCUUUCUGGGGGAAUCGGGUCUGGGUGGGGACGGGAUGCAGACCACCCAGCCCCAUAUGUUGGGAGCUCAGUGGCUGUGAGAGCCUGUGCCUUCCUCCCGCUGCCCCUCUGUCCAUCUCUGUGUCCCCAGCAGUGCUGAGUGCCAGCCUGGCUGCUGCCAUCCUCCUGAUAGUGACAUGGCUCCGAGCCCAGGGGUAUCUACCUGCACGGGGGCUUCUGGUGGCAGUGAAGGAGUCUCUGCCGCUGUCAGAACGGAAGACCUCAGUGCUCUGAGGACACGCUCUCACACCUCGUCACCCCUGCCUGAGUGCAGCCAGAUGAGGAUUGUCUGCAUGGGAACAUGCGGGCAGCUGCUGGGGCCCCAGCCCUCAGAGACUCGGGUGCUCCUGGCCACCUAGAACCUUGCAGACGUGGCCCAGGAGGCUGGGACACUCCCUGUGCACAGGAGGAGUUUGGAUGGAGAACGCGCCACAGCCAGAGACGAGGGGCUGGCCGUAGCCCCUCCCAGGGCCGGGAUGGCCCUGCACCUAGACACUCCUGCCACCCUUGGUAGGGUGACGAUUAAAGUUCUUCCACGUCCUCUC
Molecule: messenger RNA, 1307 nt
Organism: Marmota flaviventris (yellow-bellied marmot)
Lineage: Eukaryota; Metazoa; Chordata; Mammalia; Rodentia; Sciuridae
Source: RefSeq, a predicted model, not a curated record